This is a messenger RNA of Carya illinoinensis, 988 nucleotides long. RefSeq names its product glutaredoxin-C3. The transcript is spliced from 5 exons. NCBI's taxonomy places the organism in Eukaryota, Viridiplantae, Streptophyta, Magnoliopsida, Fagales, Juglandaceae. The record is from RefSeq and is a predicted model, not a curated record. Gene Ontology annotation, cellular component: cytoplasm. Gene Ontology annotation, molecular function: glutathione disulfide oxidoreductase activity. Gene Ontology annotation, biological process: cellular response to oxidative stress. Bases 332 to 721 code for a protein of 129 amino acids.
AAAUUACAAAAAAUAAAAUAAAAAUGCUUUCAUUGCCUUGAGCUUACCUUUUCCCUUUAGUAAUCAAUCUCUCUCCACCGGGGAUGAUUCGGCAGCCGAUCAUCUGCCGCUCCCACGUUUUGUCAGUUCCGGUCAUAUAGAAUAUCAAUCGGUGGCAUUCUCUUUACAAAAGGUCAUAUCAAAUCAGCCCCAUAGAGAGUACCAGAAAUUUAUCUCUCAUCCCUUCCAGUCCGCUUCUUCUAUUUCAAAUUUUCAACCCCUUCCACAAUCGAAUUUGAGAUUUGAAAUCUCAGAAAACAGCGCCAGCAUUGAGUGAAGAUCAACCUGGAAGAUGGGCAGGGUUCAAUUGAGCCUUGUAGUUGCAAUGUUCAGUGUGGUGCUGUUAAUUGGGCAUGUAGCAAAGGAAGCCAAAGCCUCCAGUUCCGUUUCUGCCUUUGUACAGAACGCCAUCUACUCCAACAAGAUCACCAUCUUCUCCAAAUCCUACUGCCCGUAUUGCUUGCGUGCCAAGCACAUUUUCAGUGAACUCCAUGAGCAACCUUUUGUUGUUGAGCUCGAUCUCCGAGACGACGGCGGGCAAAUUCAGAAUGUUAUUUUGGAUAUGGUUGGCCGAAGCACUGUCCCUCAAGUGUUUGUGAAUGGGAAGCAUAUCGGUGGCUCUGAUGAUCUCAAAGCUGCAGUCUUGAGUGGUCAAUUGCAAAAAGUUCUCGGCACGAGCUGAUGCGACACUGGGCUAAAAUGGAAGCAUAUGGUAUGUUGCUGGUUUUGAGAUGGAAAGCUUCAUCUUGGCAAAAUGUGCUAAAUAUUACAGUGAGUGUAUGUUAGGUAUGUGAUAAAAGCAAGUUUUGGACACUUGUUCAUCUGUGCUAGAGUACAUUGUAGUGCAUGUUGAAAUCUGGAGUUGUGAAUAUCAUAAAGUCGUGUAUUAGACUCUGAGACUUGCAUCCCUCAUUCAUUCUGCAGAUUGAUUUGCUAGAGCUUUGCAUAA